UCCCCCAUGAGUCAACCUGCUCUCUUUCCUUAUGACCCUUCUGCAUUGAGGCUGCUGCUGCCAUUUUUCUCUGCUGCCUGCUCCUUCACACAUCUGAAGCAAAAUGGCGUCUGGGGUAAAGAUUUCUGAUCAAGUGACAGAUGUCUACAAUGAGAUGAGACUGGUGAAAAAUGACUCCAAUAGCAUGGAACGCAUCAGAUUGGUAGUGUUUGAGAUCAAAGACGACCAGAUCCAACCGAGCAAAAUUUUCAGGGAAAAAGAUGUGCUUGAAAAGAAGAAUGUAUACAAGCUUUUCCUGGAGCAGAUGGACUCGGAACAUUGCUGCUACCUCUUAUACGACUGCCACUAUGAAACCAAGGACUCACCCAAAGAAGAACUCGUAUUUGUGAUGUGGACUCCUGAUACAUCAACCUGCAAAGAAAAAAUGCUUUACGCCAGCUCAAAGCAAUACAUUAAGGCCGCUGUGGCAGGUAUCAAGCACGAGUUGGAGAUCAAUGACCGAUCAGAUGCCGAGAUGGAGGACUUUGCAAGCAGUCUGGGGAAAAAUGUCUUGGGGAUUGAGGGCAACACUUUUGGAAGCAGAAAGAAAUAAACAAAGCAAAAGAGGACCAUUAAAGGGGAUUUGAGAUGAGGACACCAGGGCUUCUAAAUUAACCUCUGUUUUAAGGAUUAGGUCAACACAGUUUAAAGGGGAGGGUUGGGCUCUGCAUAGGAUUACCUGUUACCUGUUUCACAAUCUGAUGUCUGGACUCUACUACAUUUUCUAGUUACACCAGCUUGGCUUAAUCAGUCUUGUUGACAUAUAAUUUUAUUAAUGAUUGGACAUAUUCAUACAUUGAUACUAUUGUCUGUCACUUGACUCUUUGCAACAAUUGCAUGUGAUGGCUGUUACAACCCUGCCCAUUCCAUCUGCAUUGCUUUUGGUGUUGGUUAAUAAUUUGUUCUCUGCAUACAUCUAUAUCUUGCACAUCCAAAAUUAGUUUACAGGUCAAAAUAGCCAGGCUGGAACUUUGAUAUAAAUCUUUUUUUCUAGACUGUUACACUUUACUGGAUACAAAAUAGUAUGACUUUUUACAAACAAAAAUAAUUUCUAUGAAAAUGCAGCAGUCAGUGUAUUGAGUAUUGCUAAAUAAAUUCGAUGCAAUCAA
Paralichthys olivaceus (Japanese flounder) is the source of this 1148-nucleotide messenger RNA. It is a transcript of the gene cfl1l, whose product is annotated as cofilin 1 (non-muscle), like. Gene Ontology annotation, molecular function: actin filament binding. NCBI's taxonomy places the organism in Eukaryota, Metazoa, Chordata, Actinopteri, Pleuronectiformes, Paralichthyidae. The record is from RefSeq and is a predicted model, not a curated record. Gene Ontology annotation, biological process: actin filament severing; actin filament fragmentation. Gene Ontology annotation, cellular component: actin cytoskeleton; cytoplasm; actin cortical patch.